CGACCAAAGGGGAGAAGGCAAACGUUAGAGCAACCCCCAAACCCUAGCUAGGAUCUGUCUCCUCGUCCCAUUCCCCCCACUUCUUCCGAUCUAACGCGGGCGGGCUCGACAGUGCCGGAGACCAGACGCGGUUUCGCAUUCGAUCCGCCCUCCUGUUAGGGUUUAUUUUGCUUUCUACUGGUGAUGAUUUUGUUUGUUCGGGUCCCGUAAUCGAACUUGCUCCGGAAAUUUUCUCCUCUUUCUUGUUCUUAGUAGCUCAAUUGGGCGAGUUCGUUGUGUUUAAGACUCAAGGUGGAAUCUUGUGGCCUUUCCGGUGCUCGAGUUUGCAGAUAUUUCUAGGGUUUCUACUGAUCCGAAGUGUUGGUGGGGGUUUCUCGGUGGGAUAGACGGAAGGGGUGGGAUGAAUAGUGUUUUCCAUGAGCAGAUACUGGCGGAUAAGCUUUCGAAGCUCAACAGCACUCAGCAAUGUAUCGAGACUUUGUCGCAUUGGUGUAUUUUUCACCGAAAGCAUGCAGAACAGGUUAUCCAAACUUGGGAUAAGCAAUUCCAUGGUUCACAAAAGGAACAGAAGGUUCCUUUUCUAUAUCUUGCCAAUGAUAUCUUACAGAACAGCAAGCGUACUGGAACUGAAUUUGUCAGUGAAUUUUGGAAGGUUCUUCCAGCAGCACUUAAGGAUGUUCUUGAGAACGGUGAUGAACAUGGGAAGAAUGUUGUCUCCCGACUGGUUGAUAUAUGGGAGCAAAGAAGAGUGUUCGGGUCACGUGCACGCGGCCUGAAAGAAUUGAUGCUUGGAAGUGAACCUCCACCUACCUUGGAAUUGAACAAAAAACGCUCACGUAGUUCUGUCAAAAUCAUAAGGAGAGACUCACGAUCUGUAAAGAUAAAAUUAUCUGUAGGAGGGACAGCCGAAAAAAUUGUAACUGCGCUGCACAAUGUACUCAGUGAACACUCCAGUGAGGAGUUGGACUUGAACAAAUGCAAGGCUGCUGUCAGGCAUGUUGGAAAAUUGGAAAAGGAUAUCGAAAGUGCCUGUAAUCAUGAGGGAGAUCCUCGCAGGGAGUCAUUGGCAAAUGAGUUACAGGUGGAAGAGGCAACAUUGAACGAAUGUGUUGAGAAGCUUAAGCUAAUUGAAGCAAAUCGUGCAGCCCUUGUGACUCACUUAAAAGAAGCACUAUCGGAACAGGAAUCUGACUUGGAGAAUGUUCGCACACAGCUACAGCUAGCCCAAGCCAUGGUUGACGAGGCUGCCAACAUGCAGAGGAGGCUUAACAAUGAGCCAGUUGUGAUGACGACCAAACCACCAUCCACAACGGAACCACGAAAGCCAGUUUUGAAUAGUCCACCAGACAAAGAUCCAAAGAAGACUGCUGCUGCAAUUGCUGCGGAGGUCGCCGAUAAGCUUGCAGCUUCAACUCAUUCCCAGCAAAUCAUGACCUCGGUUCUUUCCACCUUUGCUGCAGAGGAGGCCAAGAAUGCAGGUCUGGCUGCAUCAACGACUACUACAUCUAAUUCCUUUUCUGCAGCCCCACCAGAUAGGAGGAUAAAAGCCGAGAAGCCCUUGCCAAUUUCCGAUACCACUGCCACUGCCUUCAUACCUGUUCAACCGAUUGUUGUUCCAACGCCGCAUCAGGCUCAAGCAGUUUUGUUGCAGCAGAAUCCUGUACAAAGCCAAGCUUCGGCACCACAGACACAGUACAGUAUGUACCCAGUUUCAACACAACAGUACCUGCAACACCCUGGAGGUGUCAUGAUUGGACUACCCUAUACCUACAGUGCCCUACCUCCACCACCACCACCUCAACCUCAGAUGAUAAAUAUGGGAAGGCCAUCACCUUCAGCUCAGCAGCAACAGCCGAUGGCUUUGAUUCAACAGCCACCACCUCCACCACCACUGACCAUGAACCAGCCAAUGCAGAUAACUCAACAGCCACCCAAGUUUGCACUUCAACAGCCAGCACCCCCUAGUUAUAGGCCCCUGCAACAGCCUGGCAUAACAUUUUACCAUGCUCAAACACAAUAACCCGAGCCCAAAUUCUAUUUGUGAUGUACACACUUCCUAAUUACCACAGCUAAUUUAUUGUACUGUUUCUUGUGGAAUGAUUUUGCUAGAUGAGCUUAAUGUAGAGGUGGGAUCUUUUCCUGUGUCA
Molecule: messenger RNA, 2147 nt
Organism: Musa acuminata subsp. malaccensis (wild Malaysian banana)
Lineage: Eukaryota; Viridiplantae; Streptophyta; Magnoliopsida; Zingiberales; Musaceae
Product: UPF0400 protein C337.03
Biological process (GO): mRNA 3'-end processing
Molecular function (GO): RNA polymerase II complex binding
Source: RefSeq, a predicted model, not a curated record